Anguilla rostrata (American eel) is the source of this 2025-nucleotide messenger RNA. RefSeq names its product zinc finger protein 397-like. Gene Ontology annotation, molecular function: RNA polymerase II transcription regulatory region sequence-specific DNA binding; DNA-binding transcription factor activity, RNA polymerase II-specific. Gene Ontology annotation, cellular component: nucleus. NCBI's taxonomy places the organism in Eukaryota, Metazoa, Chordata, Actinopteri, Anguilliformes, Anguillidae. The record is from RefSeq and is a predicted model, not a curated record. The coding region runs from base 286 to 1965 and encodes 559 amino acids. The transcript is spliced from 4 exons. Gene Ontology annotation, biological process: embryo development; regulation of transcription by RNA polymerase II; urogenital system development.
UUUUACAGGAUUUACGGUUAUGCGGUCACCACACUGCUCAGAUGUCCGGAAACAAAUGUGUUUAGGCUUGUUAGCAAUAGCUAAAUGCACGCUAGUUGUCAAAAACGGAUUAAGCACUGAUGAAAUGUAGAAAAAGAACCUAGCUGGCUAUUAAAUAGUUUUUUUAUGAACUAACUCUGGUCUUAGAUUCACACAUUCCAUCCAGUUGUAACUAGCUACAGGAUAUAGCUAGCCACAGCCGGUCGAAGAAAGAGGUAAUUUACAGCCAGCUAAUCGGUGUUAAAAAUGGUUAAUUUUGUUACCUUUCAGGCGCAAUUGGCCUCCAUUAUGGAGGUGUUAGCUAAAGCAGCAGUGGUAGAAAUCACCAAACUUGUUGAAGACAGUUCCGCCGAGAUACGCUUGGAAAUUUCACGGAACCAGUACGAGAAUGUAGCACUAAGGAGAAAAUUAAGUAGGAUGCAGAGCGAGCUGGUUCGUGCUCGUGGAUGCCGAGAGACAAAAGGUGCUGAAAAGAGUUCCGUAAAAGGUUACGGAUUGCAUGGUCCGAUUCAGAUAUGUGAUGGAGACUAUACAGAUGACCGUCAUUCUUUGGAAGAAGGUGUCUUCGGAGAUGAAUGGGGAGGCAGACAGUGGAAGGAUGGAGAUGUCAGAGUUGUGGAAGAUGACAUAUUCCUGCAGUCCAUAACUCUGACUGAAGAGUUUCAGUCAAUGGACGUGGAGAAGGACGUACCAUCAUCACUUCCGAUCAAGGAGAAUGGACCUAAACGAGGCCUGGUGAGGGACAUCCCCAAGGAAGGGCUGAGGCCUUCAGAUUUCUGUGCCACUGAAGUGAGAGGUCCUACUGAGCGGCAUCGCCGUGAGGCCUGCCCAGAGUAUCCGGAUCCUCAGCCCAUUCCCGCAGAGCGCCCGGAGGAGCUCGCUGGACUGCAGAGGGAUGGACGCGGCAAUGAAGAGGAACUGGACGUUAAGGACGAUAGAGGGAGAGAGCCCUCCGCAGGACCUGAGCACAGCGUUAGGCCGCAGAACGGCCCGGGUGCUGAGCGCGUGUUUGAGAGAGGUAGACUCCCGAGGGCUUCACCCACACAAGGCUACAGCGACCUGGAGGCCGAGGACCAGCAAUGCGCUAAUGUUAGGGGUGAUCUGCAGCGGCUGUUGGGCCAAGCUGAGCCACAUCCUAAUCAGGCGGAAGAAUGUUCCGGUAACAGCACGCCCUCUUCGAGAUCCCAAGAUCUGAAGCCACAUGUUGGGGCUUCAAAUUUAGCGUGUGUCAAGGAGGAGGUUGAGAUUAAGUCUAUAUGCAUUGAAGAGACGGCAGCAGAGAGGGUUGAGCGACAGGACAGAGAGACGCUGAGCUCCGUGAAGAGCGAGGGCCAGGCCUUUCAGCCCGGGCCACACAGACUCCAGGCAUCGGAAGACGGAACGAGAGAGAGUCUGAGCACGGCAGAGUCCGGCUCAGACACCGAGGACAGCCCGAUUUUCCAGAUGACCGACAGCAUCGAGCUCUACGGCAGGACUGACACUGCGGAUUCAGCCGACACCCAUUCUGGGUUGAGUUUCACCCAUCUAAACAGAGUACGUGAUCAAGUACACCCAGGAAAGAAAGCGUUCAGAUGCACACAGUGUGGAAAGUAUUACAGCCAUCGUAAUAAUCUGUACCGCCACCGGCGAAUUCACACAGGGGAGAAGCCCUUUACUUGCGUGCACUGCGGGAAGAGUUUCACGCACCAAAGUAAUCUCUACGAGCACGAGCGGAUUCACACGGGAGAACGACCCUUUAGCUGUGUCGUAUGUGGGAAGAGUUUCACUCAGCAAAGUAAUCUUAAAAGACACCAGCGCAUACACACUGGGGAAAGGCCUUAUAGCUGCAUGCACUGCGGAAAGACAUUUACCCGCCUGAUGCACCUCAAAAUGCACCAGCAAGUUCAUUUUGGAGGGAAACCGCACAGUUCUUUUGAGUACUGUUGAUUGUCUCGGGCACUCCUUUGGCUAAAUAAACAUUUGGAUUGAGAGAAUGGAUGCACAGUU